CCUCAUUCAUUGCACAUCAUGAUAUGCUGAAUUUUUUCGCCAUUGCUGAGAAUGAAUGUAAAGCUCGUGUAAGAUUCAAUCUUACUGAAAAGAUGCUUACGCCAUGUGGACCUCCUCCGGAAAGAGCUGAAGACUAAAGACCAAGUGAAAACAUUUUAACUGUUGAACAUGCUGAUUUGUAUUGGACCAAAAAGUGUUGGUAAAACUCUUCUGCUUAGGCGAUUACAACAAGCCAAUAUCCAUUGUGAUCCAUACGAUGAAAUUUUUUCUACUGUACCAACUGUUGGUGUUAACAUUGCUAGGAUUUCAUUUUCAAAGCAUCAUUACUUGAACGUUCAUGAAUUAGGUGGCUCAAUGGCAGCAAUUUGGCCAAUGCAUUUUGAUGGUUGCAAAGGCAUUAUGUUUGUCAUUGAUGCCGUUAAUUUACAACAAAUCAGCUGUGCAUGCAUUCUUUUAUAUGAAGCUCUAAAGCAUGACUCAUUACAAAAUAGUAAAUUCCUAAUAAUCCUGAAUAAAACUGAUAUAAAUUCAACCUUGGAGUUAUCAGAAGUAAAAUAUCUAUUGAGGUUGGAUGAUAUUUUGCUACAUGCAAAACAAGAAAUUAAUGUAAUAGAAAGCAGUUGUUUAACAGGUAAAGGAAUCUCAGAGAUAAAGAAUUGGCUUUCAACUUUUAGACCGUAAUUUAAAAUUGCUUUAAUUAUUAUUUUUUUGUUUUGUUUUGUAAUUGAUGCUUGUACUGUAUAAUUGAGUAAAUUUUUGAUAUAUUGUUCACUAAAAGGAUAUUAGCAUUUCAUUUUCUUUUGUCAUUCUUUAGAAACAUAAUAAAAGGAUUUCCUAAAA
Molecule: messenger RNA, 840 nt
Organism: Uloborus diversus
Lineage: Eukaryota; Metazoa; Arthropoda; Arachnida; Araneae; Uloboridae
Product: ADP-ribosylation factor-like protein 16
Exons: 2
Coding region: 169-681 (170 amino acids)
Molecular function (GO): GTP binding; GTPase activity
Source: RefSeq, a predicted model, not a curated record